AUGAUCUCGAAGGACGACCUCAUCGCGCUGAUUGAUGCGGACCGCGAAUCCCACUUGCACUUCCUGCAGUCUCUCAUACAAACCCCAUCGCCGAAUCCUCCAGGAGAUACUCAGAAAGCCAUAUCGGUCGUCAAAGAUUUCCUCGACGCACAGAGCAUCUCGUCGGAGAUCAUCGCCCCGAAGAAAGAAUCCCCCAAUCUGGUCAGCAUAUUCCACGGCGACGUUGAAGGCAAGGGCAAGCAGAGAAGCAUUGCUCUCAACGGGCACAUCGAUCAAUUCCCGGUGGGAGAUGCAGACCGCUGGCUCAAAGAUCCAUACUCCGGCGACAUCGAAAAUGGCUUCGUCCACGGCCGGAGCGGCGUCGACAUGAAGGCAGGAACCGCGGCUUCGAUCAUCGCCUUCUCGUACCUGCAUCGCCACCAAGCCCAGCUUACAGGCCGAUGCGUGCUUGAAGUCGUAUCUGAUGAGGAGACUGGUGGCAAAUGGGGAACGCGAUACCUUAUCGAAGAGGACGAGCGUCUUGACCAAUGGAGGGCGGAUUGCAUCCUCAUCGGCGAACCUUCUGGACUCCAAAGUAUACGCUUUGGUGAGAAAGGAACUUUGCGCCUCACGUUCACCGUCACAGCCCUGGGCUUGCAUGGCGCUUAUAUCCACCGCAGUGAAGGCGCCAUCAGGAUCGCAAGUCGCUUGAUUGAAAGGCUCGUGGGUCUCGAGAAGCUUACCAAUAUUGGCAUGAAUGAGGAUCUCAAGGAAUACAUGCAGCGGCCAGAGGUACGAAAGGUGGCUGAUGAGAUCAUGGGCAAGGGAGCAGCAGACGCCAUGCUCAUUCCAACAGUGAACAUCGGGACAAUCAAAGGAGGCGACAAGAUCAAUAUGAUCCCGUCGGAAACCAUCUUCGAGGCCGACAUCAGAAUUCCGAUUGGCGUGAAGACGGAGACGAUUCGGGACUGUAUUGACGAUGUCUUGAAGGACUUCCCUACUACGAAGUAUUCCAUUCACGAAAACCACUCACACAUAUCCACGCACAGUCAGCCACAUCACGAACUCGUCACUUUGCUGCAAGAGAACGCUAGCAUCGCUGGUGGGACGAUACCAUAUCCCAUCUGCUCGCUGGGCGCUACGGACUGCAAGCACUUCAGGAGAAAUGGCAUUCCUGCAUACGCACUUGGUCCCAGCCCAAAUGGUAUGGCUGAGAGAGACGAGAAGGUUAGCAUUGAUGACUUCUUGUAUCUGGUGAAGGUGCACACAUUGGCAGCGUGGGACUAUCUGGGAGGAUCAAAGUGA
This is a messenger RNA of Zasmidium cellare ATCC 36951, 1284 nucleotides long. RefSeq lists its product as uncharacterized. The coding region runs from base 1 to 1284 and encodes 427 amino acids. Gene Ontology annotation, molecular function: hydrolase activity. The transcript has a single exon. The record is from RefSeq and is a predicted model, not a curated record. Lineage: Eukaryota; Fungi; Ascomycota; Dothideomycetes; Mycosphaerellales; Mycosphaerellaceae.